AUGGAGGGCAAGACCAAGAAGGAAAAUGAAACAGAUGGAUCAAAACGGCGAGAUCUUUUCGUUUUUGUAAGAAAGACCAUGUGCAUAGCGGCCAUGUAUCCCUUUGGCUUUUAUGUACAGGGCUGUGGAUGUCUGGCCUAUAUUGUCCGAGUCUGGGAUCUGUUCUACGAGCUCUUCAACUAUUUUGUAUCGGUGCACAUAGCUGGCUUGUAUAUAUGUACCAUCUACAUAAAUUACGGACAAGGAGACUUGGACUUCUUCGUCAACUGUUUAAUACAAACCAUCAUUUAUUUGUGGACCAUUGCAAUGAAGCUGUACUUUCGACGAAUUAGGCCAGGACUGCUACACGCCAUUUUGACCAACAUCAAUGACGAAUAUGAGCCACGUUCUGCCGUCGGAUUUAGUUAUGUUACAAUGGCGGAGUCUUUUCGGAUGUCCAAACUUUGGAUCAAAAUCUAUGUAUACUGCUGCUAUAUUGGCACCAUUUUCUGGCUGGCCCUUCCCAUAGCUUAUCGCGAUAAGAGUCUGCCACUAGCCUGUUGGUAUCCCUUCGACUACACUCAACCAACUGUCUAUGAGAUUGUGUUCUUCCUUCAGGCAGUGGGCCAGAUCCAAGUAGCGGCUUCCUUUGCCUCCUCUAGUGGUCUGCAUAUGGUGCUUUGUAUCUUACUAUCGGGACAGUAUGAUGUGCUCUUUUGCAGUCUUAAGAACGUAUUGGCCACCAGCUAUAUAAAAAUGGGAGCCGAUAUGGCAGAACUAAGGCAAUUGCAAGCUGAGCAAUCUGUGUCCGACGCAGAGCCUGGUCAAUACGCCUACUCCCUGGAAGAGCAGACACCUCUACAAGAACUUCUACAGAAUUCAACAGAAGUCCCACGGAAUUUCGCGUCAGCAUUCAGGCAGUCCUUCAUGCACUGCAUUCAACACCAUCGUUACAUAGUGGCUACUCUGAAGCAAAUGGAACGGUUCUACAGUCCUAUAUGGUUCGUGAAGAUCGGCGAGGUCACUUUCCUUAUGUGCUUGGUGGCAUUUGUCUCGACGAAGAGCACUACGGAAAACUCGUUCAUGCGGAUGGUUUCCCUGGGCCAGUACUUGCUGCUGGUACUCUAUGAGCUCUUUAUAAUCUGCUACUUUGCAGACAUCGUGUUUCAGAACAGUCAACGGUGUGGUGAGGCCCUAUUGCGAAGUCCUUGGCAGCGACACAUAAAGGAGGUUCGCAGUGAUUAUCUUUUCUUCAUUCUGAAUUCCCGAAGACAGUUUCAACUUACUGCAGGGAAAAUAUCAAAUCUAAACGUGGAACGAUUCAGAGGGACUAUUACUACUGCUUUUUCGUUUCUCACCUUGCUGCAAAAGAUGGACUCGCGAAGCUAAAAAAUAAUAUGGCUUUUGUUU
Molecule: messenger RNA, 1389 nt
Organism: Drosophila gunungcola (fruit fly)
Lineage: Eukaryota; Metazoa; Arthropoda; Insecta; Diptera; Drosophilidae
Gene: Or83a
Product: odorant receptor 83a
Exons: 4
Coding region: 1-1368 (455 amino acids)
Biological process (GO): sensory perception of smell; detection of chemical stimulus involved in sensory perception of smell
Cellular component (GO): plasma membrane
Molecular function (GO): olfactory receptor activity; odorant binding
Source: RefSeq, a predicted model, not a curated record